AUGGAAAACCCCUUAAACCUUUCACAAUGCAAUUUUAAUCAAUAUCAACAUUGGCAAAACGUCGCAGUUCUUUGGGCUCCAGUUUAUGGAUUUCCAGUUUAUGCAACAGCGGUUUUUCUACUGAAAUACUAUUCGGAUACUCAAAGUCAGUAUAUCCGAGCCGCACAGUUUAUAGCAGUCAUUCUAAACUAUCUUGAAUUAAUUGAUAUGUCUACUUUAUUCUAUCCACAGUUCGCAAUUCCUGUAUUGGGUCUUCAAGUUGGUGGAAUUUUAGAGAACAUUUACCCGAGAGUUAUAACAUAUCUGAUAGCUGCUUUAGUCCUUCACCAUGGUAUCAACACGACAACUCUCUUUAUUGCUCAUUGUCGUCUAAUGUUAUUAUCAAGAUCUUUGAUUCUGAGAAAGAAUUCCACGAAUACUUUUUUGAGAAGAGCUCAUCAACUAGCAAGCGCUAAUUAUGUCUUGAUGAUCGUCAGUGUUGGGAGUAUCCUACUAUUAUUUAGAGUGGACAACAUAGAAUAUCAAACUGCUUGGAAAAGAGAAUUUUAUCAAAAGUAUAAAUUAGAGUUUAUCUUGUGUCCCAAAUAUUACGUUCUGGAUCCAACGGCUUGGGAAUUCACAGUUAUGAUGAUCGUUGCUUGUUCCGUAACUGUUCUUUUCGCAUUUGUUUUCGUUCUAUGUAGUCUCACAACUAUAGCAAUUGUUCAAUCUGCAAAGGAUACAAUGUCAGUUCAAACAAUGAGAUAUCAUAUGCAAGUUGUAAUUUCUUUCCUCAUAUCAUGCGGCAUUCAAGCAUUUUUCGUUGUCCUUCCAGUUGUUCAUAUGUUGUUAUGUGUAUAUUUCGAGUUUAUGAAAACGUAUACGGGUGGUUUGCUCUUUUACUCAUUAUUCACUCAAGCACACCAAGGAACUGCAUUCACACUAUUCUAUGUUAUUUCACACAGAAAAACAAAGAAGACGUGGAGAAGAUGUGUCCGAGUCGCACGGAAAAUCAAAACGGAAAGACUAUUCAAACGAAGUAUUUGA
Molecule: messenger RNA, 1026 nt
Organism: Caenorhabditis briggsae
Lineage: Eukaryota; Metazoa; Nematoda; Chromadorea; Rhabditida; Rhabditidae
Exons: 5
Coding region: 1-1026 (341 amino acids)
Source: RefSeq, a predicted model, not a curated record